UAUAUGGGCCACCUUCUCUCGAAGGAGCCGCGUAACCGCCCGAGCCAGAAGAGGCCUCGCUGUUGCAGCUGGUGCCGCCGCCGCCGCCCUCUCCUCAGGCUGCCCCGCCGGACCCCAGCCAAGGCGCCCCCUCAGCCGGCGGCGCCCCGGAGCCGGGACUGCUUCUUCCGCGGGCCCUGCAUGCUCUGCUUCAUCGUGCACAGUCCCGGCGCGCCCGCCCCCGCCGGCCUAGAGGAGGAGCCGCCGCUCUCGCUGUCGCCGCGGGACGGGGCCUACGCCGCGGCCGCCUCCUCGCAGCACCUGGCGCGGCGCUACGCGGCCCUGGCUGCCGAGGACUGCGCUGCCGCCGCCCGCCGCUUCCUGCUAUCCUCGGCCGCUGCCGCCGCUGCCGCCGCCGCUUCGGCCUCGUCGCCGGCCUCCUGCUGCAAAGAGCUGGGGCUGGCCGCGGCCGCCGCCUGGGAACAGCAGGGCCGGAGCCUCUUCUUGGCCAGCGUGGGGCCCGUGCGCUUCCUGGGGCCGCCCGCCGCCUUGCAGCUCUUCCGGGGGCCGCCGCCGGCCGAGACCCCCACGCCCCCCGAAAUGGUGUGCAAGCGGAAGGGGGCCGGGGUCCCCGCCUGCACCCCCUGUAAGCAGCCCCGCUGCGGCGGGGGGGCCUGCGGCGGCGGCAGCGGCGGCGGCGGAGGAGGAGGCCCUGCGGGGGGAGGCGCCUCGCCGCCGCGGCCCCCCGACGCCGGCUGCUGCCAGGGCCCGGAGCAGCCACCUCAGCCUCUCUGCCCCUCGCGCUCCUCUCCCACUUCAGAAGGUGCCCCGACAGAGGCCGGCGGGGACGCUGUCCGAGCGGGGGGCACCGCCCCCUCGCCCGCCCAGCAGCAGCAGCAGCAGCACGAAUGCGGCGACUCGGACUGUCAAGAACCCCCCGAAAACCCCUGCGACUGUCACAGGGAGCCACCCCCCGAAACCCCAGACAUCAACCAGCUGCCGCCAUCCAUCCUGCUCAAGAUAUUUUCCAAUUUAUCCCUGGAUGAGCGUUGCCUUUCUGCAUCAUUGGUUUGCAAGUACUGGCGUGACCUUUGUUUAGAUUUCCAGUUUUGGAAGCAGCUGGAUCUUAGUAGUCGUCAGCAGGUCACUGAUGAAUUAUUGGAAAAAAUUGCAUCAAGAAGUCAAAAUAUAAUUGAAAUCAACAUUUCUGACUGUCGCAGUAUGUCUGAUACUGGCGUAUGUGUUCUAGCAUUUAAAUGUCCUGGACUUCUUAGGUACACAGCCUACAGGUGUAAACAGCUUUCUGACACCUCUAUUAUUGCGGUUGCCUCUCACUGUCCUUUACUUCAGAAAGUUCAUGUAGGCAACCAGGACAAACUUACUGAUGAAGGACUCAAACAGCUGGGCUCAAAGUGCAGAGAACUGAAAGAUAUUCAUUUCGGCCAGUGUUACAAGAUCUCAGAUGAAGGCAUGAUCGUCAUAGCUAAGGGCUGUCUGAAAUUACAAAGAAUAUACAUGCAGGAAAACAAAUUAGUGACAGAUCAGUCUGUGAAAGCAUUUGCUGAGCACUGUCCUGAACUUCAGUAUGUUGGCUUCAUGGGUUGUUCAGUUACUUCUAAAGGAGUCAUUCAUCUAACCAAGCUAAGAAACCUUUCCAGCUUGGACCUACGUCAUAUCACUGAACUGGAUAAUGAAACCGUGAUGGAAAUUGUCAAGAGGUGCAAAAAUCUUAGCUCUCUCAAUCUCUGCCUGAACUGGAUCAUAAAUGACAGGUGUGUGGAGGUCAUCGCCAAGGAAGGACAAAACCUGAAAGAGCUGUAUUUGGUGUCCUGUAAAAUCACAGAUUAUGCGCUGAUAGCCAUCGGGCGGUACAGCCUGACAAUAGAGACUGUGGACGUUGGAUGGUGUAAAGAAAUUACAGACCAAGGAGCCACCCUGAUUGCGCAGAACAGCAAGUCUCUAAGAUAUUUGGGGCUCAUGAGAUGCGAUAAAGUCAGCGAAGUGACGGUGGAGCAGCUGGUGCAGCAGUACCCCCACAUCACCUUCAGCACCGUCCUGCAGGACUGCAAGAGGACCUUGGAGAGAGCCUAUCAGAUGGGCUGGACCCCCAACAUGUCUGCCGCCUCCUCCUAACACCCCUGCCCACUCUUUGGUCCCCUCGGGUCACCCAGGAGGGUGGAGAGGAAUCAUAGAUUUGGGUUGGGUGAUCUCUUAGGUUUAAAGUGUCCUGUGUCUACAUGUGUACCCAAGCGUGUGUGUUUGUGUCCCGUUUGCAUAUUGCAUAGCAUAAGCGCAACUGUUUGUUCCCAGGUGAGCUGGGUUUUUUCUUCAAAAUUAAAAAUUUUGAAAGACACAGACCUUUAGUUUCUUAGUUCAAAGGCUUAUUUCUCUGGAAAAGAAAUUUUUUUUUACUGUAAAAUCAAAAAAAAUUGGAACCAUUCUUUUGAGCUUCUGAUUACUGCCACCAGAGAUGCCCCCAGAUGAAGGCAGCAGCUGCCUUCUCUUUUCACCGGAAAGGAUUGUGCAUGUCUACUGGUGACGACCAGAACAGGAGCGAUGUUGCACUAAUUAGAAGCCUGGAAACCAGUACUUUUCAAAAUUUCAAAGCACACACAUACAUGUUGGUUCUCAUACUCUCUCAUACACACACCUCACGGCACGUUCUUUCUAGAUCAUUUUCUGACAGAGGGGCCUUCUUCCAGGCCACUGAGAGACAUGUCAUCCACCAUGGCUCUGCCUGUCUCACUGUACCCACAGGUGGCUGACCUGCUGUCCAAUGGGUGGCUUAGGGACUAGAGAGAAUAAAGCCUUUUGUGAAGUUUUCAUAUGGAGACAACACUCUGAGCUCCCUGACCCAGCUCACAAAAGUUAAUUAUUCAUUACUCUGUAAAAUUUGGUUGAGUACUAAGUAUUUUGAGUUACAUGUUAACAUUGUGUUAGCUUUUAUUUCAUGGAUGGUAACUGGUCCAGAUAUAUUUUAAUGAUAUUUGGAGCUAAUCUUAACAUUAUCGACAUUAAAGCCACCAAUGUAAUGAAUAGUGUGCAAUUAUUUUAAAAAAACCAACAGAUCAUUUAAUUACUUUUCUUAAUUUUGGUAAUUAUGAAAAUACAUUUCUGAGAUUUGAGGCUAGUCAAAUUGAUAGAAGAUUAAUGAGUGAGAUAUAAGUAGACAAUCUUCCUACUGUUUUGUUUUUUGUUUUUUGGGUUUUUUUGCAUUGCUUUGGGCUUUAGAACAGGUUUUUUGGAUAUAUGCAUGUUAUCAUAUUUUGAAUAGUUCUUAUGCUGUUGCAAAGAUCUAUUGCUGGUUAAUGUAUGAGUUAAGAAGAAAUAUUAGAAAAUCUUUUCAUUAAGAUUCUGUUUACACUUGUGAGAAAUAAGCAUUUCUUUGUUUAAUUAAAGAUUUCCAGUCUUCAGUUUAGACAAUAUCUAUUAGUAAAUGAAUAUAUGUUUUGAUUUCACACAUCUUUACAAUUAAUUCAUAGUAGGGACUCAGGCUCAAAUAACCUUCCCUAUGUCAAGAUUUAUAAUCAAGACAGCAGGGAGCCUUUUUAAGCUAAAGAGUGAUUAUCUUUCACAGUAGAGCUAGAUAUACAAAACCCUGACUUGUGAGUUAGCUAUUUAUUCUUCCCCAUUUUGGACAUAAACUGUUUCUUGGCCUUUAACAGAUACACUAAGAUUUCAGUUUCACUUUAUGUAAUUCCCAAUACUGCUAAAAUGAAUGCUUCAAGCUGUAAGAAACAAACAAACAAAAAAUAGCUUUACAUUCAAAUGCCAUUCACUUAUUUAUAAUAACUCUUUUUUUUGUAAACAACUAUUUCCUUUGAUUAUGUCAACAUGUUUCCAAUGUGGCAUGUCUUUGGCUUUUAAUCCCAAUCAGUUUGGAAAAUCUAGUCACUAAGCACCAAGAGUAUUUUUCCAUCACUAAAUGGGUUACUAAUUUAAUUUGAAGGGAAUAAAAUUUGUGUAAGAAAACAAGCUGUUUACUGUUAAUAAACUGUAGUUCUUCUUACAUAGCAA
Messenger RNA from Camelus dromedarius (Arabian camel), 3996 nucleotides. It is a transcript of the gene FBXL17, whose product is annotated as F-box and leucine rich repeat protein 17. The record is from RefSeq and is a predicted model, not a curated record. Bases 4 to 2112 code for a protein of 702 amino acids. Gene Ontology annotation, molecular function: protein binding. Lineage: Eukaryota; Metazoa; Chordata; Mammalia; Artiodactyla; Camelidae. The transcript has 9 exons. Gene Ontology annotation, biological process: SCF-dependent proteasomal ubiquitin-dependent protein catabolic process. Gene Ontology annotation, cellular component: SCF ubiquitin ligase complex.